AGCACGUGUAGUAUAGUUUUGUUGUUAUCAACUUGGAAAGACGAAUUCUAUCAGGAAUUCCGGUGUUUUUUUUUUGUUGAAAAUAUAUCCGUAAAAGCAAAGGAUGAAUGAAACACUGAAUAUCGUUUCAUCGGCUACUGCUUUGCCAAAUAAACAGUUUUUGCAGUUGUUGAACGCCUUUGAUAAUCAUCAAACAUUCAGUCAAAAGGCAAAUCAUGAGCUAGAUUCGAUCGUAUCACUGAUAACAAAUAGCUUGAAUUCCCACAGCAAAAGGCACGAAGGACUUUUACUUCUGAGUUCAUUUUUACAUCAAUGUCAAUUGGACAUAAUCGAGCAGAAAGGAAGUUUAUGGUUGUCGUUGUGUACGAAAAUUUGUGCACAGAAGAAACCAGCAGCUACAGUGUGUCUUGCUUAUGAGGUCAUAAGUGACAUAUUGACAAAAUCUGAUCACAUUCCGGACCUUGGAAAGGCGAUUUCAAACAAUUUGCUAAGCAAAAUUAUUGAGACAGUCAGUGGUUUGCCGCCAGAUUGUCAUUUAGCCGCUUUGAAAUGCAUGGAAGUGUGCAUGCAAUUGUAUCCCGGUCCAUCGGGUGCCAGUUCCAGAACAAUCAUUGAUAAAUUUCUUGGUACACUUAUCGAUAGUACAAACCAAGCAUUGGUUAUUCAAAGUGGAAAGUGCCUACUUCAAUUACAACAAGUCAGAGGCGGUGGUGGUCAGGGAUCUAGCGUAAAAGGUGCUUGGUCAAAUUUACAAUCACAACUCUUGGGCAGUUUGCACGGCAUUUUGAAUCAAUUGUUUACAAAUGCAACUGAAACCUAUGAUGGUUUUAAUUUUGACGAAGAAAUCACCACUUCUAAAAUGAUUGAAUUGAAUUUGAGCCCAGAUCCAGUACAAAGGGCUACACAAUUGUUGACUCGAUUUAAAAAUUCAACGGACUAUCUACGAAUUGCAUUAUGUGAUCCGUUUCCCGUAGCAAAGGCAAUUCAACCAGGACACAUAUUUUCAAUAAUCGCCAGGGGACUGGCUGUCAAUUGCGCCACACUAUCGAAGAAUGCAAUUACUGAUAACAUUGCGAUUGGAGCACUUUUACCUCAAAUUCAUGUCUCACUCUUUCGAUUGUUAGAUUCGUUGAUUUUGUUAUUGCGUGCGCAUUUACUUCCAUUCGCAAGUAAUAUAUGUCAAUUGAUUGCACAAUCUUUGAAAUGGACAUCAUCUGGUAAAGCAACAGGUUUCAAACGGCCAUAUAUUUCAAUAAGACAGGCAGCCUAUCGCACCCUUGGGCUGUGGUGCAAAACGACCAAAUAUGGUAGUUUGGUUGAAACAAUCGCCGACGACUUGAUAAAGUUUAUUAUCCAAGACAUAACACCAUACCAGAAUGAAGUCACUCUGAAGGUAUUAACGGGAAGUCGAAAGUAUCUAUCGAAAAAAGCACGUCAAAAGUUGCACAAAGCGCAAAACGAUGCAUCCAACAUAGCCCAAACUCAUUCGAAGUCAUUCAAUCCGCACAAUACCAAAAUUAUUUACACAGACAAUGGAAAUGAGCCACUGUGUGAGGCAGCACUUAGCUGUUUGGUGGAGGUUUUGCAUGCAGCCGGCUGCUUCAUCAAACCUUUGUAUCAGAAAAUUUUACAAGAGAAUAUUGUUGCCCUUUCGUUGAAUGUUGUGAAUGCAACGCCAAAGAAAACAACUCUAUACUUUGACAAUGAAUGCCGAAAAGCUCUUUUUACCGCUUUGUUUGCAUUGACACAGUCACCACAUUGUCUCUGUCCGCCGCCAAUUCAAUAUGCAGCCGAAGCUUUUCGAUUGGCCCAAUUGCACGAUAGUAGCGCUGACAUUCGAAAUAAAUGCAGUGAAUAUUUGCGCGGUAUCGAAAAGAUUUUACAUCCGCAAAAGGAAAUUUUCUAUUUUCCGACAAAUGUAAAUGAUGUUGCAACGGCAUUUAAACAGAAUGCGGAAGACUCACGUGCCACUGCAAAUGGUUUGGAUGACAGUGAUAGUAAUCAAUGCAGUGACGAAGACAAUGAGGACGAAGAUGUUGAAAUGAAUGAGGUAGUUGAUGCUUUGCCAAAACCACAAAAUCAAAUGCCCGAAGAAGUUUCGAAUAACUCAACCACCGAAAUUGUGGAGCAUCAAACGAAAACCUCAGGUCAAGUAGAAGAGGAAAGCAAAGAGGCAGUUAUAGAAACAGAAUCAACCGAUUUGGAAUUAUUGGAGCCAUCAAUAUCAUCACAAUCACAACAGCCACCUGAAGAGUCUGUAAAAAUAGUUGUUGAAGAAAAUAAUGAAGAGAAACCGUUGACUUCACCGCCACGAAAAUCAGCCCGACUCUCUGCAAAGAGACGAGACUCGGCAACAGACAGCGAUGCUUCCGUUACAACAAAGUCCGAGUCACCGAUUCCCCGGCGAAGAUCACUGCGUCGCAAUUCAAUUUCGCUUCAAGAUUCGACUCCAGUAAAGGGAAAAGAAGAAUCGAACAAGUUGCCAACAAUCACUGAAACCGAUGGCACUGAUAACGGAGCUAAACAGAGUGAAGAAGCACUAAUUGAUGAGCUGGCUUCAGCGUUUGUUGAUGAAUUUAUUGACGAUGAUGAUUAGAUUUUUUUUUUUAAAUUAAAAUGUAUU
Messenger RNA from Contarinia nasturtii (swede midge), 2623 nucleotides. Its product is annotated as proline-, glutamic acid- and leucine-rich protein 1. Gene Ontology annotation, biological process: rRNA processing. Lineage: Eukaryota; Metazoa; Arthropoda; Insecta; Diptera; Cecidomyiidae. The transcript has 7 exons. Gene Ontology annotation, cellular component: nucleus. The coding region runs from base 104 to 2596 and encodes 830 amino acids. The record is from RefSeq and is a predicted model, not a curated record.